AGGUUUGGCCGGGCAGCGGCGGAGCAUUUUGUUCCAAACAAAGUAGGACUCUCCCCGCAGAGGCCGGAUGACACCAAUGGACUGAGCAGCUCUUCGCUUUUUUGAUUUUUUAUUGAAUUUCUAAACCGUGUUGUUUACAGCUGGCAGAAAUGGCUCCCGGAUAACGGAAAGAAUAUUCGAGAAACACCGUGGACUGCGGGGUUUCGAGUGCGGCCAGGAGCGCAGCGGCCCGCGGCCGUGGAGGAGCUUAGCAGCCGGGCGAAGCCGAAGGAGUCGCCCCGCUAUUGUGUGUUAAGACGGAUUUACCGCCGUAUUACAGCCCCGUCCCCAUCCCUUACUCGCCUUCCUGAUUCUGUUCUGGGAGAGUUCAGACCAGUAUCAUCGCCAAGAUAGCCGGGCCAGGCAGGAAGAGGCACAUCUCAGAUCCAGACCCCAGCAGCGGUAGCGAUUCCGGCGACGGGCGGCCUGUUAGUGCCAAGUGCCUGAAGAUGGCCAGCAGCGGUGGUGGCGGCGGCAGCGGCGGUCGCGGUGGGGCUCAGCAGAGAGGAGGCAGCAGCAGGGAAAAUGGCUCCGACCUGUCCUCCAGUAAGAAGAAGCAGAAGGACCGGGCCAACCAGGAGAGUCGAGAGGCCAAGAGGGCGGCGGCAGCAGCCGCGGCGGCAGUGGACGGAGUUAUCGCAGAGGUCAAGAAAGAUGUGUUUGUGGACUGGAAGCAGAACGUCAACGAGGUGACGGUCCGGCUGCGCUGCGGGGAAGGCGUGCAGAGGAUAGAGGACAUCAGCACCACCUUCACCGACACGCACUGCCACGUGUGCUUCCCAGAUGGACGGCAAUGGAGCUGCCAGUUGCAGGAGGAAAUUGAGGCCUCAUGUAGUCGAGUGCAGUACAAGGAGAAGGGCGGAUUCCUGCAUCUCAUCAUGCACAAGAAGAUUCCCUUUCACAUCUGGCCUUCUCUUAAGUCAAACAAGAAGGAGAAGGAGGCGGCGGUGCCCCCAGAGACCAAAAAUGACACAAAGCCGGUUUCCUCGGAGUCAUCGGAGAAACCCAAACUGUCCCCGCCGCAGCCCCAGCCGCCAUCAUCGCCGGCGCACAGCGAGUCCAGACGCAACGGUGGCAAAGCCGAGCGAGGCGUGAAGCGCUGCCUCAAAAACAAACCAGCAGGCGACAAGACCGCUGCGGACUCCGUCGGGGUGAAAACUGGAGCCGGGGAUGCUUCAGUUACCACCGCCGCCAGCGGUAAGCCCGUCAGCGCCACGAGAGGCGAGCAACAGCCUCUGGAGCCCAGCGCCAAGCGCACCGUCGUACGGCCGCCCAAGACCACGAAGGAGGCUGCAUCACCGGCCGACAGGGACGCCCCCUCCGCCAAGUCUGCAGCAGCUAAUGACAAAGCGCCCGCUGGCCGGAGCCCUCAGACGCAACGCAGGGACGCAGACAACCGAGCAGAAAGGCCCGGCAGCGGUCCAGGAGCAGGACCAGCUCCUACCAGCAGUACCACCAGAACACAGUUGGAAGAGAAGCGAAGCCAGUCUGCAGACGGGUCUGGAGCAGCAGCCCCCGUCAGCGACACCCAACCAGAAGCUCCCAUCAGCACCAGCGACUGCCUCAAACCCGUCGCCUUCGGCAGAGAAGCCGACUCUCCCCAGAGAUCGGGGGACAGAACGGACUCCGAGCCGGAGAAAACCUCUGCUGAGCAGGAGUCGGAGCUGGAUACUCCGAUCCGCCAGCAGCCCGGAGAGGCAGCGCCGGUACCGGCCGACAAACGAAGCCCGUCACCCGGUCCGGCGCACAAGCAGAGCAGCUGCGACGAAGAGGAGAAGCGGGACCAGUCGAAGGAAGAGCCGCCGCUGGAGAUGAAGCAACAGGAAGCCCCGGAGCCGAUGGUGAACCUGCAGUUCAUGAAGAACGAUUCGUACGAGAAGGGAACGGACCUGAUGGUGGUGAACGUUUACAUGAAGGGCAUCUGCAGGGACACGGCCAGGGUCAUCUUCAGGGAACAGGACUUCACCCUCAUCUUUCAGACCAGCGACGCCAACUUUCUGCGGCUCCAUGCGGACUGUGGACCGAACACGGUCUUCAAGUGGCAAGUCAAACUCAGGAACCUGAUCCAGCCUGAGCAGUGCAGCUACUCCUUCACGCCGUCCCGCCUGGACAUCACCCUGAAGAAGAGGCACAGCCAGCGCUGGGGGGGUCUGGAGGCUCCGGCCACACAAGGUGCAGUGGGUGGCGCCAAGGUCGCUGUACCCUCCAGUCCUGCCUGCAUGGAGAAGAGUCAGCCAGGCAGCAGCCAGCACAGCCUCCCCGCCAAAGAGGAGCCUCCGAGGGUCGGGGAGGAGAAACCGAAGGCCCCCAAGGCUUCCCCCAGAGUGGAGGACGGCGGUCUGGACACCGUGGCUCCUCGCGGCGUCUCCGAGCACGUCGCCAUCACCAAGCAGGAGCCCGCCGUUACCACGCCCAAACCCACCUGCAUGGUGCAGCCCAUGACCCACGCACCGCCUGCCAGCAACGAGCGCCACGAGGAGGAGGAGGAGAAGAAGGUGUGCCUGCCUGGUUUCACGGGACUGGUCAACCUGGGCAACACCUGCUUCAUGAACAGCGUCAUCCAGUCCCUGUCGAACACCAGAGAACUCAGGGAUUACUUUCACGAUCGAGCGUUCGAGGCAGAGAUCAAUUGCAACAAUCCACUGGGGACGGGAGGUAGACUCGCCAUCGGCUUCGCUGUGCUGCUCAGGGCCCUUUGGAAGGGAACUCAUCACGCCUUCCAACCCUCCAAACUCAAGGCGAUUGUGGCCAGUAAAGCGAGCCAGUUCACGGGCUACGCCCAGCACGACGCCCAGGAGUUCAUGGCGUUCCUGCUGGACGGACUCCACGAGGACUUGAACCGCAUUCAGAAUAAACCGUACACGGAGACGGUCGACUCCGACGGACGGCUGGACGAGGUGGUGGCAGAGGAGGCCUGGCAGAGGCACAAGAUGAGAAACGAUUCCUUCAUCGUGGACCUCUUCCAAGGCCAGUUUAAGUCCAAGCUCGUGUGCCCCACGUGCUCCAAGGUGUCCAUCACCUUCGACCCGUUCCUCUACCUGCCCGUCCCGUUGCCCCAGAAACAAAAGGUGCUCUCAGUUUUCUACUUUGCGAAGGAACCUCAUAAAAAACCCAUCAAGUUUUUGGUGAGCGUGAGCAAGGAGAACUCCAGCACUGCUGAAGUCCUCGAGUCCAUCUCCAGGAGUGUGAGGGUCAAACCGGAGAACCUCAGACUGGCAGAGGUGGGAAAGAACCGCUUCCAGCGCAUGUUCCUGCCGUCCCAUUCCCUGGACACGGUGUCCUCCUCCGACAUGUUGUUCUGCUUCGAGGUGCUUUCCAAAGACCUGGCCAAAGAGAGAGUGGUGUUGCUCAGAGUGCAGCAGAAACUCCAGGUUCCCAACAUCCCCAUCUCUAAGUGUGCUGCCUGCCUGAAGCCUCCGGUGUCCGAGGAAGACAAGCUGAAGCGGUGCACUCGGUGCUAUCGCGUGGGCUACUGCAAUCAAGUGUGUCAGAGGACCCACUGGCCCAAUCACAAGGCUCUGUGUCGACCCAACUCGGAGAACGUGGGUCUGCCUUUCUUGGUCAGCGUGCCCGAGUCCCGGCUCUCCUAUUCCCGCCUCAGCCAGCUGCUCGAGGGCUACUCCAGGUUUUCCGUCAACGUGUUCCAGCCUCCCUUCCAGUCGGGCAGGACGUCCCCAGAAACCCCCCAGUCCCGUGUAGACCUCCCUCCGAUGCCAGCAGGUUCUCCUGAGGGUCCCGGCUCAGGGGACGAGGCCGUGGGCGGCAGCGGCACCAUAGCAGCAGGCGACCCGGAGCUGGAGAGCCCCUCUCAGCUGCCCGAGUCCCAGGCGGAGUACGCUCAGGCCUCAGCGGUCCACCCCGGGGAGUCGGACUCGCUCUCCUCCUCCCAGGCGUCCAUCUCCACCACUCGGACUUCGGAUUCGGGAUUCUCUGAGCCCGUCUCGUCCACCUCGUGCUGCUCUCUGGACCCUCACGCUGAAAAAGAGACUUCCUGUGAGAAGGCGGUGCGACCUGAAGCUGCAGUAACGGGGUAUCAGCACCCGAGUGAGUCGGCAUCAGGCCACGCCAGUCAGUUCUACAUCGCUCUGCUGGACUCCAACAACAAGGAGCAACGGCUGGAUGAGAAGGAGGACGCGCUGGCGGACCUGCCCGAGGACGCCACGCUGGAGCUGGUGUGGAAAAACAACGAGCGCCUGAAGGAGUACGUGCUGGUGAGCUCCAAGGAGCUGGAGUACGAGGAGGAUCCCGGGUCUCUGAGCGAGACCGCCAGGGCCGGACACUUCACCCUGGAGCAGUGCCUCAACCUCUUCACCAAGCCAGAGGUGCUGGCGCCGGAGGAGGCCUGGUACUGUCCAAAGUGCCAGCAGCACCGCGAGGCCUCCAAGCAGCUGUUGCUGUGGCGUCUGCCCAACGUUUUGAUCAUCCAGCUCAAACGCUUCUCCUUCAGGAGCUUCAUCUGGAGGGACAAGAUCAACGACAUGGUGGACUUCCCCGUCAGGAAUCUAGACCUGAGUAAGUUCUGUAUCGGCCAGAAGGACGAGAUGCAGCAGCCUCCGAUCUAUGACUUGUACGCAGUCAUCAACCAUUACGGGGGAAUGAUCGGAGGCCACUACACCGCCUACGCUCGGCUGCCCAGCGACAAGAACAGCCAGCGCAGCGACGUCGGCUGGCGUCUGUUCGACGACAGCACGGUGACGAUGGUGGAGGAGAGUCAGGUGGUGACGCGCUACGCCUACGUCCUGUUCUACCGCCGCCGCAACUCCCCGGUGGAGAGGCCGCCGCGCUUCCUGCGGCCCGUCGGAGCCGAGUCGCCCACCGCCGCUGGAGCCACCGCCAGCCAGGCCUCUCUAAUAUGGCGGGAACUGGAGGAGGAAGAGGAGGGGCCGGACAGCAAAGGGCCCCGCGGACUGUUUGGCUCUGCUGCGCUGCGAAGGCGACAGACCAACAGGGACGAGGAAGACGAAGACAGAGCCGAAGGGUCGGUGCGACGGCACCGCAGGCAGAGGAUGUCGGACUAUCCUGACGACGACUGCGUUCGGUACUUUGUCCUGGGGACUCUGACGGCCGUGCUCGCUCUCUUCGUCAAUCUGGUCUACCCUCUGCUUUACAAAGCCAGCUGGACCUGAGCGGGCGGAGACCUGCCGAGCUCAGAGACCAGUAAAUAAUGAAUGUUGGGUUGUUCAAGCAAGAAGGUGUGAACCAGAGAGGAGGUACGAGGGUACUUCACCCAGAAACAAGGGGCCUGACUCCCUGUACUGUCCACAGAAACCCUUUAAAGGAGAAGGAGAGGAGAGCUUGGAGCUGAUACUGCAGCUCAGGUGGUUUCAAACCUAAUUUACCCGACCGGCGUGAUGAGACAUCUGGGUGGAAGGUCGGCUGAAUAAGGUUCAUGUCCGUGAAGAUUCUCAGUCAUCCAGGUCGUGGUUAUUCUCAUAGAUUAAUCGUAGCA
Stegastes partitus (bicolor damselfish) is the source of this 5488-nucleotide messenger RNA. It is a transcript of the gene usp19, whose product is annotated as ubiquitin specific peptidase 19. NCBI's taxonomy places the organism in Eukaryota, Metazoa, Chordata, Actinopteri, Pomacentridae. Bases 489 to 5165 code for a protein of 1558 amino acids. Gene Ontology annotation, biological process: protein deubiquitination. The record is from RefSeq and is a predicted model, not a curated record. Gene Ontology annotation, molecular function: cysteine-type deubiquitinase activity. The transcript is spliced from 26 exons.